Molecule: messenger RNA, 777 nt
Organism: Symbiodinium pilosum
Lineage: Eukaryota; Dinophyceae; Suessiales; Symbiodiniaceae
Source: the annotation of a GenBank genome assembly
AUGGUGACUCAUAAUUGGGAGAACAGCUUCAAUCAUUUGCUUGCAGCCGUCGUUUCGGAUGCCUUGAGCGAAUGCAGUUUCAAUCUUGCAGCAAAGCUAUUGGAGGAAGACUGCUCAUUCGUCUGUGAUAUCCUGGCUCAGCGUGGUCGUUUGGAUGACACAUAUUGGAUAUGUGCAUUCGCAGUCAACCAACACAUCUCCAUUUGCCACAGCAAUCCUUGCGACCGCGACCCUAUCACAAAUCAGUUGCAUCCAAUUUGUACAUGCAGCAGCGUCAACAUCUCUGACCCAGAUGGUCGAGACACCUCUUCGGAGAUCAACAAGUUUGACGACAUGAUGUACCACCUUGCGACGACAGAAGGCUGCAGGCAAGUGAUUGCGGUGGACCAAUCUCUGGGUUUGUUUAAUCGCGCUUGGUGUGUCGCCGAAAUCGCAGAAGCUAGGCGUCUGCAGAUGAAGCAGUCACUACAGCUUCCGUCCAAAGUGACCCUCAUGCGACGGGCGCACACUUUAGGGAACUUGGAUGUUCGGAGUAUGCGUGCAUCCGCCGAUGCUGAUAAGGAGCUCAUACUCCACAAGAUCAGCACCAGCACUAGCAUUGAUGAGUUCAACGCAGAGUUGCAAUCGCUCAUCUUCGACCCUAGAUCUGGUCUGCUGUCCUCCUGGUGUGCCAUGGAUAGUUUGCAGCAAGCAGGAGAAGUGGGCCGGCUUAUUCGAUGGGGUUUGGCUGAUGCAGGCACUGGUAAGGUGUGGAAGGUCUGGGAAGCCAACGAGUGA